Messenger RNA from Glycine soja, 552 nucleotides. Its product is annotated as mitochondrial proton/calcium exchanger protein-like. The transcript has 4 exons. Gene Ontology annotation, biological process: intracellular monoatomic cation homeostasis. Gene Ontology annotation, cellular component: mitochondrial inner membrane. Gene Ontology annotation, molecular function: ribosome binding. The coding region runs from base 40 to 411 and encodes 123 amino acids. The record is from RefSeq and is a predicted model, not a curated record. NCBI's taxonomy places the organism in Eukaryota, Viridiplantae, Streptophyta, Magnoliopsida, Fabales, Fabaceae.
GAGUUAUUGUUGCCAGUAUUCCUUAAAUUAUUUCCCAACAUGUUGCCUUCCACUUUCCAGGACAAGAUGAAAGAACAGGAGGCAUUGAAAAGAAGGUUAAAUGCAAGAAUAGAAUAUGCCAAGUUUCUUCAAGAUACUAUAAAAGAAAUGGCAAAGGAGAUUCAGAACUCACAAAGUGGAGAAAUGAAGAAGACAGCAAAAGAUCUUGAUGAAUUUAUGAACAAGGUCAGAACAGGUGCUCGAGUUUCUAACGAUGAAAUCUUAGGAUUUGCCAAAUUAUUUAAUGAUGAGCUCACCCUGGAUAACAUUAGCAGGCCUCUCUUGGUAAAUAUGUGUAAAUAUAUGGGCAUCAACCCAUAUGGAACUGAUGCAUAUUUGCGUUACAUGCUCCGCAAAAGAUUACAGGAGUAAGAUUCAUUUAUUCAUUUUCCCUUUCUGUUAACUCUGGUUCUUCUCUGGUAAUUUUCAUUUUAUGCUUUAUGGUGAAAAUUUUCUUUGUAUGGUGGUUUAGAUAAGGAUUUUUGCAAUUUCUUAGAUUUCUUAAAUAUUUGU